AAUUUGAUGCUAAUCAUUAUGACACUAAGAUGAAUGAACUGCUUGCCAGUGAUGGGCAAGAAUUCUUCGCCUCAUAUGAUGAAGUCCAUGAUAGCUUUGAUGCAAUGGGGCUGCAAGAAAAUCCUCUGCGAGGCAUAUAUGCUUACGGUUUUGAGAGGCCUUCUGCAAUCCAGCAAAGAGGAAUUGUUCCUUUCUGCAAAGGUCUGGAUGUGAUUCAACAGGCUCAAUCAGGAACUGGGAAGACAACAACAUUUUGUUUUGGAAUUUUGCAGUAG
Messenger RNA from Cicer arietinum (chickpea), 275 nucleotides. Its product is annotated as eukaryotic initiation factor 4A-13-like. NCBI's taxonomy places the organism in Eukaryota, Viridiplantae, Streptophyta, Magnoliopsida, Fabales, Fabaceae. Gene Ontology annotation, molecular function: RNA helicase activity. The record is from RefSeq and is a predicted model, not a curated record.